AUGGAACCAAAUGAGAUUGAGGAGAGCCUAGAUGCAGCUGAAAUACUGGGGAGGGUAAAGGUCCACACCCGUAUUUACAACCGCAAAGUGAAGGGCAUGGUAGCACUAUGUACUCACUCCAAGGAAGCAGAUCUUGACAAAGUGCCCAAAGAGGUGAAAGUAGAAGGUAUCCCCUGGACAAUUCUCGGGGCAGAGCAGUCCCCUCCUAGUGUGCCUGAGUCACUUGAGGUGGAUUCUUUAGCACAGAAAUUGCAAGCUCUGAUGGUAGAUGAGAAGCGGACAAGAGAAGAAUUAAUUUUAGCAUUAGGAGGGGCUCCAACACCUGCAGCACCCAGCCUGGUGGGAUGGGCCAAAGAGCUGGGAAAUGCUCUCAAAGAUGCAUUGAAGCCGGUACAUGAAAAUGCUCCAUACAAGCGAUUACGUUCAUUCUCGGGGAUGUCACCUGUACCCUCAGGGGAGGAUGAUUAUGAAACAUGGAGGGAUUUUACAGUGCCACUUGUCCAAGAGUGGGAAUGCUCUGAUGCUGAGAAGCGGAAACGGGUGCUUGAGAGUCUGAGGGGACCUGCCAUGCGAAUUAUCCGAGCCCUGAAAGACUCACAACCAGCUGCCACAGUGCAAGACUAUUUAACCGCUCUUGAGAGUGUCUACGGUGCUACCGAUAGCAGUGAAGACCUGUAUUAUCGUUUCCGCCAUACCUAUCAGGAGCCCCACGAACGAUUGUCUGAUUUCAUCAGGAGACUAGAGGAUUUGCUACAGCAGGUAGUGCGGAAGGAGGGCAUCCCCACCAAGCGCAUUGAUUUCGCUAGGUUGGACCAAAUCCUCCGGGGCACCCGACAAGAUGGGUUGAUGUUGUGGAAACUGCAGCUGAGGGAGCGGGCCCAAAACCCACCCCCAUUCCACAAGCUCAUUCGAGAGAUACGUGAGGAGGAGGAGCGAUUGUUGCAAGCGGAUGCAGUGUUGCAGCCGAAGAUGGCAGGGAGUCACACCACCACAGUGCUUGGAGAGAUGGAAGAUGCCUCAUCAGUGGCAGCAGCACUGAGAGAUUUGACCUGA
Mauremys mutica (yellowpond turtle) is the source of this 1053-nucleotide messenger RNA. RefSeq names its product paraneoplastic antigen Ma1 homolog. NCBI's taxonomy places the organism in Eukaryota, Metazoa, Chordata, Testudines, Geoemydidae. The transcript has a single exon. The record is from RefSeq and is a predicted model, not a curated record. The coding region runs from base 1 to 1053 and encodes 350 amino acids.